AAAAGUAACAUUUUUACUUACAAAAUGUUCAAUGAGAGUGUGUUGUUUGUUUCUUUAUUUUAUCCUAUAUUUCUCCUUAAGCACAGAGUUUGUCUGGCUACGAUGGAUUAGAGGCCGACAUAGAGAACUUUGGGCUUGCUUUCCCAGGCUGUGUUUCAGGAAGGCAGUAUUUUUUACAGCAUGACCAGCGCAUAGCCUUUUUCCUGGGGAAAUCCGAGACAAAAUCAAGAAAGGCUGGUGCAGGGAGGGAGAGAAGAACAGGAAAACUAGCCCUGGGAAUGGAGGGGGGAGAUGGUGAGGGGGAGCAGGUAGGCUGGAGGCCACACAGAACGAGAACACACAGAACAACCAAGAAAGAAGCUGGAGCUUCUGGGAAGGAUCAGAGAAAUAUAAAGGCAUCCUCACUUCUAAUUCUGAUCCCAAACUUCUCCGUUGGAAGUAAUUUGGCCUAAAAUGUGCUCAGUGUCUUCUACCAGCCAUUCAAGCAGCAGAUUCAACUGGAAUGCAGAGCUAAUGCUGGGUUCCUCUGCUGCCCAAGCAGCCUCAGCUGUUAAUCCACAAUUGUAGCUGCUCUGUUAUGCUUGUUCAAGAAAUGACAUCUGACGUCAUUUGUACUUAGCUAUGCCUUCUUUAGCAGCAAUGAAGAAAUAUUUUCUUUUCAUAUCACAUUACGGAUGAAGUUUGAUUAACAUCUUGGUGGAAAAAGGGAAAUAUUUGAAGAAAGUCGCCAACAAAUUAAAACAUAAAUUCACGUGACUUGGAAAUAAAAGUAAAGGUCAAACAAAUUCUUGUUUGCAAGCUUUGCCAAACAUUAAUCAAACAGUUACUUGGGGUGUUAAUGGUAUAGAGCAACUGCUAAAAUUGUGCAUUGAUUAACAGUUAUGUUGACAGGUGACUGAACAAAUGUUGCAUUUAAUUUCUUCAAUUUAUAGCCUGUAUUAGUUAGUUUUAUUUGUGAGAAAUUAACACAACUUCUAUAGUCCAAGAUAAUCAACAGUGAAAGUAUUUAGUGAUGAACAAUGGAAAUGAUAAUUACAAUGCUUUUUCCUUUAGUGCUAGAUUCUUUUUCUUCUCUUCUAUACUUAAAUAUGUCAAAUUGGGGUUUGUUUCUUAUAUUAUCAAUCUGAGAUGGACGGAGGAAUAACUUCAUGUUGCCAAGGAGCCUAAAAAACAUCUCCUGUUUCAGCCAGGUCAUUGCAGCCUUCAAAAAUGUCGAACUAAAAUUCUUAUCCCUGACCAAAAUAAAAAAAAAAGUGGAAAAACAUAUUUAAUUAUUCAAAAUUAUAAAAAAAUAAUUGGCCGAAGCACAAUUCCUUGUUUUAACCUCUGUAUAAUAAUAAUAAAUGAGGAAGCAACUUAUUGUGUAAUUGUUGACCCUUUAUUUACAAGGUAAAGUGUUUGGUGCUGCACAUAAGUGUAGUUAUUGCAGAUUUUAUUUGCAAAUUUGCACUUGUUUGAAAUGAAACUAAUGAAAACAGAAAGCCCCACAUGUGUGUGUUUUAUACCUUCAGGGCUUGACCCUUUACAGCUCAGUCAGAAGUUCUUUGAGCUGUGGCACCAAAAUAAUCUGCAGAUGCUACAUUUGGCAGCUAUCCAAGGAUUUUCAAAGCUGUCUGAGCCUCUGGAGGCCUUACUAACAAUCCUGGAGAGCUGUCCGGGGAAACAGAAGGGCCGGAGCCACACCCUGGGCUAUCACAUUCUCAUGGAAUUCCAGACGUGGAUGAAGGAACAUCCUCAGGUGAGCCUGAGCUCUCUGGCUGAGGACAAAGCAGUGGAGCUCCAGCGGCGGGCUCUUGGUCUGCUGACAGACACCCAGCCCAACUUUGUAGACACCCUAAUGAACAUCUACCAGAUUAAGACUUUGGAUCCUUCCAUACAAUGUAUGCACAUUUACAAGCUCCAAGCUUUGAACUGUUAUAAAGAGGCGGUAACUCUCAGCAUAAAGCUCGGAUUUCAGACUGAACUAAAUAUGGAGAAGAUGCUUAUCCCUCUGAUUUUACAAGACAAGCUGCCUUUGGCAGAGUCCUUUGUCAAAGGACACAGACAGCUUGAAAAGCAGCUUGUUAUGUUACUAGACUCUUGGUGUCACCCGGACUUCAAUGUGGAAGACAUAAGAAAGACGUUUCCUUGCCUCUCUCUGUCCAAACACUACAUGACACAGAUUCAACCCAAAAUGCUCACCAGACAUGUUGUACGGCUCAUGGAAAAAUUCAAAAUUGACCAAAGCUUCUGUCCAAAUGCUCUUCACAAGAGGAGAUUGGACUCUCUGCGUUACCUUGUGUAUAAGACAUUUGGAGACAAAACCAUGACAGAGGAGAAUUGGACAGACCACGUGCAAUAUGUGGUGGCAGAUGACCUUGAGCUUCAAGUCCAUUUGGUGGAGCUGUUGGUGAAGUACAGCAGUCUUCAGAAAGCUUCACAGUGGUCACUGAUAUACAAUCUCCCUAAAAAUCGACUUCCUCAGGGGGUGUGGGAAAUGCAGCAGAGUCUGCCACCUGAUCUACAACAGAUAUGUUUGAACGAUCUCGCACAAGAGGAGGAGUGGAUCCCACCUCAGUCUCACUGCCAGAAGUUCUACCAGGCACCUCUCACCAAAGACAAAGUCCACUUUGUAGAUACGCUGGAAACUCUCCAAAGAUGUCAAAGCAUUGUCCUCAAGGAGAGUGGUGUAGUAGGAGUUGACAUGGAGUGGCAGCCUACAUUCGGCUGUAUCGCUACUCAGAAAGUCGCUCUGAUACAACUCGCUGUUCUUGACCAAGUUUUCUUACUAGACCUUUGCGCAAAAGGAUUCUGUCACCAGCCUGGUCUAGUUGGUUUCACCAGGGCCUUGUUUUCUGAACAAAAUAUUCUGAAACUGGGUUAUGGUAUGACCGGGGAUCUCAAGUGUCUCUCUGCCACCUGGCCUGAGUUAUCAGAGGAGCCACUGAAGAUGGAGGGAAUGCUCGAUCUUCUUAAAGUACACCAAGAGAUUCAGCGUGGAAAGGUGAAUCGGGUUCAAAAUGCCCCUAGAGAGGUCCUGGUUGGUGAGGACAGUUCAGAGAAAGGCCUUAGUUUGCUGGUGCAGCAGGUCCUGGGAAAGCCUCUGGACAAGACGGAGCAGAUGUCUAACUGGGAGAAGCGUCCACUGCGCAUCAGCCAAAUUAGAUAUGCAGCGGCAGAUGCCUACUGCUUGCUGGAUGUGUACUCGGCUCUCUCCAGCAACCCAGCGAGCUUUGGGCUGCCUGCUGACCUGCGCAGUAUCACUUCAGGCCAAUCAGAGAAGAGCAAAGACAAGGAGAAAAAGGGCAAGAAGGCAGCACAGGAUCCUAGUAAAGAGGAAUGUCAGGGGGCUCAGAGGGUCAGUCCCCCUCAUUCUGACACACUGAAAGACCUCCUGUGUGGCAAGCAGCCCUCAGAAGACACUCCACCCCUAACCCCCCGGCAGUUGCGGGUGGUGUGUGACAACAUGCUGCAAGGACUGGGAAGAUAUCUGCGGUGUUUGGGAGUUGACGUGGUCAUGCUGGAGAACACUGAUGAUCACAGAGUGGCAGCAAAGUUGGCACAGGAUGAAGGCCGUGUCAUCCUCACAUGUGGCCAGCCGUUCCAAACUUUACGUUCCCAGGUGGGUGAAGGUCGCUGCUUGUCCUUAGACUGUUCAGAGAAGGCCAGAGACCAGGCUAUUCGAGUCCUAAGACACUUCAAUGUCCAGCCUACUCCCAGUGACAUAUUCAGCCGCUGUCAGGCUUGUAACAGCGAUGAAUAUGUGUCCAUUCCCAAAGCUGACAUGGAAACAAUGCUCAAAGAGAAAGGAUUUCUGCAAGAUCACAACACCAGCGACUACAUGCUUGAGAAAUCCUGUCAACAGGAAGAGCUGAGGCCCGAUGACACCCUGACCCUCAGCGUGACCCCUGAGCCCCCCAGGUACGCCGCUCAGUGUCGCUGGGCCUCCCUUUCAGGACUGGACCGCGACACCAUGACCUUUCCCGGGGGGUCGCCCAUUCAGCUCCACACUGUGCCUCCCGCCUUGCUGCAGAGGAUACCCCUGUUCUAUGUCUGCACCAGAUGUGGCAAGGUGUUCUGGGAAGGCUCUCACUUUGGCCGUGUCCUCUCUUUGUUCCAGGAAGUCUUACACUUAAGAGAAAAGGAUCACAUCUCAGUUGCCGGGCCAUUCAAUUGAUGGAGAGCUGCUCAUAUUUAUAUUUUAUAUUGGUAUACUAUUUGUAUUAUUUGUGGAUAAUUCAGUUCUCUGCUCAGGUCCAUGUAUUUAUCUUUCAUGCAGUUUGUGUCUGAUGAAGGACUGCCAGCAGUUCCAAGCCCAUGAGUUUUAGCUGAUAGUUUUAAGUUACGUUGUUGAUUUUUGACAAGAAAUUGUGCCAGGAGAUUAAUCCUGGCACGGUUUCUUUUUUUUAAAUUAUUAUUAUUGUUGUUAUUAUUUUAGUGCAACAAAGACUGAUUUGUUUACAAUCCUAGCUAUUUUGUCUGGGGUUUUUUUUAUCUGAAUGUUUUUAUUUUUGAUUGUUUACAGUAGGAUGUGUAGAAUUUUACUUGAAUUUGAAACUUUUUUUCCACUUUAAAAGGUAUAGACUGCAUCCUUGUGUAUUGGGACCUAACGAUUUAAAUUAAAUUAAAAUGUUGAAAAAUCAA
This is a messenger RNA of Poecilia reticulata (guppy), 4623 nucleotides long. The record is from RefSeq and is a predicted model, not a curated record. NCBI's taxonomy places the organism in Eukaryota, Metazoa, Chordata, Actinopteri, Cyprinodontiformes, Poeciliidae.